GAGGCCACGUCCGGCCACAGACGAUCAUUACGACCUCGAACACUGAUCCAAGAACAUCCAUAUGCUAUUGACCUUGCGCGUCAUAGCAAUGAUUUCAGGCAGCAUGGACUUAUACCCGUGAAGCUGGUAGUUGAUACGGGGAGAGGCCGGCUACCAGAAGCUUCACAGGAUGAGGACUUUGAUCUGGACAGCCAAAAUAAUGAUUUGCCGCCAGGAACCGACAACACAGAGUUUAACAGUUUCACAACCUCCCUACGAGAGCUUCGUACGCCAGAUGUUGUUCCGACUUGGCCAAAUAUGCCCCAGCCCAAUAAUCAAAAUGCCAGCCACAGUUCAACCAGCCCGCCGGCGAACGCAGUUGAUGAUGAUGCUUUCGACCAAGACUUGCCAGACUUGAAUCAGCUCUUGAGACGGAACUCACAGACUAGCAGGAAGAAUAAAGAGAUACGAGAAGUGUCCCAAAUCCAACUCUUGACCCAGAGAACCAGGAGGCGAAAUAUUAUCUACAGUGAUUCGCCGGAACCCAAUUCUACCGUUGGCCGGGUACCAAGGUCUCCUGGCCCUUUUGCAGAGUGGUCAGAUUCAGAUACUCAGCAGGCUGCCCCCAGUAAAGUCAUCAACCAGCAAAGCUAUUCCCCAGAAAUGUCCCCUAGACCUCUAGCUUCUGCUUCUGUGAUCUCAGUAUCGUCUCAGGAGCGCGACAGUCAAACCGGACAAGGCCAGCAAAGGCAUCGAGAAAAUUCAGAAACCAUAAGUGAAGCCGAGAGUGAUAUACAUCAGGUGGUGACUGAAUUCAGGCGUCAUAUUCGAGGUGUCCUUCCCGCCUCUUGGCUUCGACUAGAUCAGCAAACGAAUAAGAAUAAUUCUUACCGGAGUUCCAAGAGGAAACUCCAGCAUCGGUUUCCUAACCAACAACAGCGGGGAAUAGCUAUUACCAAACCGGUAGCCCCUGAUUCUACUGCUUUCAAUGCGAUUCUAUUGGAACUCGACGAAGAGAGCCCUGUUCGGUAUACAGCGGAUGACACAUCUGAGCGUCAAUCUGAAAUGCUAUCCUCACAUCCUCUAGACCUAGAGAACGAUAAGGCCGAUGAACAUUCGGCUGCAGAAGAAGACCCUAUGAUUCCCGUAGCCAUUGGUAGCAAGCGUCAGCUCCAGCUUCCUAAGAUAUCAAAAAGAAACAGGAAACGAGUUAAAGUGUCAAGCGGAUCUCGGAGUCAGUUCGCAAAGUCUCGUUCAAGGCAGCAGACGAUAACCGGUUUUUUCCAUUCUAAUCCCGAAUUGUCUGCAUCAUUGGCGGUUGAUCACUUCUCGGAUGACUCGUUGUCGUCGAACAAUGAUAAUUACGGGAAGUCAAUCAGCAAACUAAAACCACCUUUCAAAUCCCCUCUCUUACUGAGUAUUCUCGAUACGAUAGAGCCGGAUGCCCCUAGAUUCAUACGUAUUGCUGCACGCUCUGCUAAACAAACUAUGAAUCAGGGACGUAGUAGCGUACAGCAAAAAAGCAUCAGAUUGGCUACAAGGCAAGACCAGUUAGAUGCUAUGUCUGUUAUGGAGAAGUGGAAGUCAGGGUUGAUUGCACAGCGACCUUCCGUAUCGGCAGCCAGCAGGUCCAAUACAAGGUGGCGCCAGACCGCAAAUAUAGAUCAAGAGCUUUCAAAUGGUGAAUUGGCUUCAAAGACCACGUCCGGUGCACUCAGAGGCGUUUCCCGAAAAUUUGUCAAGUACCAUGGUGAGAGUGGCUUUGUUAGCUACAGGCGGAACCAAUCAUUUAAAAGUACCAGCAAAUUCUUCACGUCAACAAUAGGCGAGAACAAUCAUCUGCCUUCGCGUGCUUUAAGGGAAGCUCAGCUGGAGCUGGAUGGGAGAGCUGGGGAAGCCGUCGCUUCCUUUCGCUCAAGGAAGAGGGCUCUGGACCAUAUUUUCAACAAGCAAAAGCAAAAGAAACAUUCUUGGCGGCUGGCUGGAAAUAACAACAUCUUAGCCUCUGCUUGUGGUGUUACGACAUCUUACACCACAGAGCACGCGGUGUGGCGUACGUCCAAGGGACAAGAGCAAAAAGCAAGGCAAGCAAGACCCCGAAAAAGCACCAAGCCUCGUCGAAUUGAUGUCACAGCACCUCAAUAUACCCAUGCUGCUGACCCCCUUCCACUGGAUGUUCCUAUUUCAAUCAACGACGCUCCAUCAGAGAAAAGCAAACUCUAUGGCCUAGGUCCCUAUGGUACCCGAUACACCCAUCAUUUCGAAAUAUUUCCUCUCAUCCCUGAAGUCCAGUUUCACAAAUCAACAGUGCUAGGCAGUGGUAUUCUAAAGACUUUCUUGAUCGAAGAUUCACAAAUGAGAAUAUCUGACCUUGAAACACAAAUCUCAGUCAAACUGGGUGACCAGGUUUUUGUCUGGGGCUCCUGGAAUCCCAAAGUGUCAUCUGAAAUUGGGAUUUUAUUUGAUUUAAUCGCUGAGCGACUGGAGGAAGGUCAGGAGGGGAGUCUCCACGACGGACGUUACGCUAUCGAUGCCGUCCAUUCUACCUUGAACUACGUAAAAGAUACCCUCAACUCAACGGGAAAAGAAUCGCAAAUGCCCCCUCUUAUACCGCGGCUGCAAGAAGUUUUCCGCAGCUUUAUCGAUCGAAUCAAUGUCGGGCUUGGGCAGGCUUCAUUUAAUCAUGCCCAAAAUCGUCAACUUCUUCUUAAAAUACUGGACAGAGUAUUGCUAAUGUCAUCCAUGGUGGUAAAACAUUGUCAAAUUACACCACAACUCGUGGAUGAGCACCCUAACGCAGAACAAACGGCAUUGUUAUUGGCGCACUUGAUGAUUUCGGUCCUUCUCCGCUGCGGUAUCAAUCAAGUCAGGCAAAUUUAUAAAGACUUUAGCCACCUCAAUUACGGCGGUCGUGUAUUGCGGGAAAGUGCUGUCGAAAUGCAUUCAUGGGCCAUGCUGAUCAAAACUUUUGAGCAUAUAGGCUCGCGACAAGUUUCUUUCUGGAUUGCACUGGAAACAGUUAUAUUAAAGCCACACAUUCUCUCUAGUGCAGACGCUCGUGAAUUUGAGCGUAUCUGGGAGACAUUGUUCACACUCCUCCCGCUCUUUGAUUUUGAUGGCGCUGGGAAAAUAGCUGCCGAGAAACGACACAAGACAGAAAAUGAGGGCUGGUCAAUUCCUCAGAAGCUUAUCCGGCGCGUCUUCCAGUUGUACCAAGAGAAUGAUCAGCAGACUGCGAGCUUCAAUAGCUACUGCCGGGCUCUUAUUUCGCGAUGCCACUACCUAGUUCAACAAUGGGGUUGGCUUCGUAGCGCUUCCGUUGUUGGCGUUAUCUUUGACUUCUUUGGAUCACGGAGGCUUGCUCAUCUCAGGAAUGAAGAAGUCUACCGGUCACCACAAUUUCUGGAGACUCUAGCUGAUGGGCCAAUCCUCAAGGUUGAAGAGGAUGACUGCUGCUUUCAUAUAUUCCUAAAGUUGCUGGCCAUAAGCAUCCAAAAACUUGGGAACUUUGGCUCAGAGAAGGACAUACGCAAUCUAAUAACUCGAACAAUACCAAAUCAUAGUCGCUUAUAUCUCAAGGAACACGACAUUCAUGAACGAGAUUUGGCCGCUUUAAGAAAUCACCAUGAUCUCAUUGGUACUCUGUUCUGGGCGGCACCACCUGAUGUCCGACCUUCUGUGGCUCUCAUAGAGGGGCUUAUUUCUCCUGCUAGUUCUCAUAAAGAGGCAUGCCUGAUAAAUAUCAGAUCAUGGGCUCAACUUGCACGGUUUGUCGUUUCUUCUGGUGAAGCAAAAGCAUCAUUCAAACCUUUCAACAAAUGGAGGAAUACUUUUUUCCAGCAGAUGUUAGUGCAAUUCGAUGGUAUCGCGGCGGACAUCCAUCAACAAUAUCUAACUCUAUCCAAGGAUAAGAGUAGUUUUGUUACUCAGAAAGCUGUUGAAGCCACAAUAUCCAAGAACAAGGCAGCCGUGAUGGACAUUCUCCAUCUAUCAUUGACAGCGUCGUUGGACGUGAUGAGAUACGCUCCAGAUUUAGAGGCGGCGACGUACUGCUUAAAUACCCUUCACUUGGAACAACUUUUCAAGUAUUUUACAGUUGCGCCUUCUGAAUUAGAGUGGUCUAUACUACGGGCAGCCUUGACUAUCUUGGACACCUUUGUAUUCACAGUCGAAAAGUUCAAAGAUAGCCAGGAGAGCCAACAGAGCGAAAGCCAAAUUUUAGAUUCUGCGCAAGCGGAUGAUGCUUUCUUCAUCCUAGAGCAAGAUAUUUCUCGCACUUAUUUCUCAAUGGCCAGAUGUGUCUUAUCACUUCCGACAGAAACGUCCAACCUCAUGAGGGGAUCUGUGGCUGAUAAGACCUGGUGUGUUAGACAGAUUAUCAUAUUAUCUGCAAGGAUGGGAAUAGGCUUUAUUAAUGGUGGCCUGUUGAAAAUAUCAGACAUGUUCAAGGCUGGCAAGUACUGCCUGUUCCAAGACCAGUUACACACGAUGGAUCCCUCACACAGACAGCAUUUUACACUGUUCAUAUCAACACUCCUGGAGCACAGAUUUGAUGAUUUUUCUGACGUUGAUUUCAAAAUAUUUGAAGUGUGGGUUCUAUCAUUGAUCGGGCCCCUCAAAUAUAUGAAGUACGAAAAUCUCGUUGGCAUACAACGUUAUUGCUAUGCCGAAGGUUUCGUUCCUAACGACAUGGCCGAGUCAAUAACUCAACCGAGUUAUAAAACCAAUCAACUCUUAUUUGAGUUUGCGGUUACGUCAAUGCGCAAAAGUAUUCGCCGCGCAGACCCCAGUAUUAAACGAGCCCUUGAUCUAGAAUACUCUAAAACACUCAAGCUUGCAAUGAAACAGAUGCGAAAUGACCUGAACUUGAUGUAUGGAGAUACUCUACACCAUCAGCGUUACGUUACCUUGGUUCAACACAUUAUAUCAUCAAUCAAGGCGCACGGAUCGGAUAUUUGCACAAUAGACAACUUCUUUCUCCAGGUCAGCAGAGAAUACUCUCCGCCCAUUCAAGAUUUCCAACUUCAGAUUCCCAGCAUGCUCUCGUAUGGCAUUCGCAUAGAAGAAGGAGAUCCUAGGGCAGCCCAUGAAUUGUUCUUUCUCCUAUUCAACAAUUUUAAGCACGCACUGGUAAAUGGAAAUCUUACGCAUGAUGUCAGUAUGCUUCGGAGAGGCAUGAAACAUAAGAGUAUAUUGGCUUUUGUGCUGGGAAAGAUGCUACCAGCCAUCCUCAGAGUCUCAUUCACGGACAGCUCCUCCUUCGCCCUUCUGGAUGUAUAUGCCGAAGCUUUACGCUUACUACUACGUGGACGGAUGUUGCCACUGCAGCUUGACAACAAUGAUCUCCCUCAUGUUGUUGUUACCACACGAGCUAUUGUGGAAGGUAUGAGAAUAAUGCGACAUGGUAAUGGGAGUAUAUCUGGUCCUCAGGUGCACAUAUUGAGACAGGCGCUGGCCAUCUUGAAUGCACUGUGGCCAUCACUGUUGAUUAUCAAGGCAGAAAGACCUGAAGAUUUAUGCCUUGUUGAGAUAGCUGUCACAAUUCGCCAUAUUGCUUCAUUUGCAACAGCCGCACAAGGAUAUCUUGUCGAUGUCACUGAGAUAGGAAGCGGCUCGCUAGAUACUGACCUUUUGUUCCAAGGCUUUGACAUGGAACAGCCUCUAACCUUUGACUUACACGUCAAUAGUUUCUCAACCAGCAUUAGAGACGAUAUUGCCAAGAGCUGGAUUUUUGGUCAGACAAGGAUCUCUAUACAAAUGCCUACCAAAAUGAAAGAAGAUAAGCAAGAGAGUGUAGGGUUAGUCAAACCAACUUGGGUGGCUGAAGAAUUGGUGUAUGAUUUAUAUAACCAAAUUCAGAAUUGGUAUUCCCAAUGGCUGAAGUUUAACUAA
Trichoderma virens Gv29-8 is the source of this 5871-nucleotide messenger RNA. RefSeq lists its product as uncharacterized. Gene Ontology annotation, biological process: replication fork processing; double-strand break repair via homologous recombination. The record is from RefSeq and is a predicted model, not a curated record. The transcript has a single exon. Gene Ontology annotation, cellular component: nucleus; Cul8-RING ubiquitin ligase complex. NCBI's taxonomy places the organism in Eukaryota, Fungi, Ascomycota, Sordariomycetes, Hypocreales, Hypocreaceae. The annotation marks the transcript as partial.